GCUGCACUGGUGGGCGGCACUGGUGGGCACCACUGGUGGGUGGGCACAGGUAGGUGGCACUGGUGGGCACAGGUGGGUGGCACUGGUGGGCACAGGUGGGUGGGCACAGGUGGGUGGCACUGCUGGCACUGCUGGGCACCGAUCAUCAGGGCACUGAUCAUCAGUGCCCUGAUGAUCGGUGCCGAUCCCCGCUCUGACAACUGCCGGUUCUCGGCAGUACUUUCCUCACGAUCUGACAGCGUGAGGAAAGUGCAGCCGAGAACCGGCACUUGCAUUUUCCUGUGAUCAGCG
Staurois parvus is the source of this 291-nucleotide messenger RNA. The record is from the annotation of a GenBank genome assembly. NCBI's taxonomy places the organism in Eukaryota, Metazoa, Chordata, Amphibia, Anura, Ranidae.